This is a messenger RNA of Pyricularia pennisetigena, 1065 nucleotides long. RefSeq lists its product as uncharacterized. The transcript has a single exon. Lineage: Eukaryota; Fungi; Ascomycota; Sordariomycetes; Magnaporthales; Pyriculariaceae. The coding region runs from base 1 to 1065 and encodes 354 amino acids. The record is from RefSeq and is a predicted model, not a curated record.
AUGAAUCGUCGGUCCCGUGAUAAGGGCACCAAAACACCAGGUGACUUGUCAUCCUCAUCGUCUUCCUCCACCUCCACGGCCGACGGGAUGGUAAAAGUACACAUAUCUGAUCUGGAAAGGCUCAAAGCCCCAACCACCAAUCCCUCUCGGGGCCACAUUGGAACCUGGGCAAAGAACUACCGCCGCGCCACGGUCGAAGACGCCCACGACUCGUCGGGCUCUGCGCGUCGGAACCACAACAAGACCAAGGACCGCCGCGUCCACUUCAAGCCUCGCGACAGCGACCCCGGUACGGCCACUCGCCGCCGUCGGCCCCGCGACCCAGAGAGCUGGCAUCACUCGGGCAGCAGCAGCGGCGAUGCUGACGCGGGCGGCAUCGACGACGAUGCGCGCUCGUCUACUUCCUCUGAUGCACCACAUCCGAGCCCCAAGCCCAUCCGCUCUGCUCUGAAGAAGCCCAAGAUCCGCAAGCCCGUCGCGUCUGAGGGCACUGCCCAUCCCCCCUCCGAACAGCAGACCACGGCGGCACCCGUGUCCCAACAGCAGACGGGCUACAUGCUCGUGCCAGGACCCCAUCCGGGGACGCAGCAGCUUGUUCCCGUGCAGGUCUCUACCGGCAACGCUCCGGAGCACCAGCAGCCAUCUCAAUUCGGCCAUGAUGCUUUGGGGAUGGGUCCUGCACAGCUCCUCAGCGCCCAGCUCCAGCACAUCCAGCUGCAUCAACAGCAACAAGGAAUGUACGGCAUGAUGUCAGGCCAGGCCCUCGGCGGCUAUGGCUACCCGGGCGCCAUGCAGAUGGGUUACCAUCCCAUGCAGUACCCGACAUGCCCAACCGGCGGUUAUCCCUAUGCCCAACCCAACAUGAUGCAGGCGCCCAUGCAGAUCCACUACCACCAGCAGCAGCCUCAGCAUCCCAUGUACCACCACCAGCCAGGAUAUCUUGCGCCGGGCCCGCUGGUGCCCGAGGUAGAGCCGGGCGGUGCUCCUGUUCACUACUCAGCAGAGCACAUCCCUGCCUUUCAGGCGCCCGGAAUGCAUAACAUGGGCGGCUAUUUCAACAACUAG